Lepus europaeus (European hare) is the source of this 885-nucleotide messenger RNA. It is a transcript of the gene MTRES1, whose product is annotated as mitochondrial transcription rescue factor 1. Bases 94 to 813 code for a protein of 239 amino acids. The transcript is spliced from 4 exons. The record is from RefSeq and is a predicted model, not a curated record. Lineage: Eukaryota; Metazoa; Chordata; Mammalia; Lagomorpha; Leporidae.
GGCGGAAGAGGCGGGGCAUGGCCGGAGGCGGCCGGCGGGCGUGAGACGGCCGCGGGGAGGGACUAGCGGCCCUGACGCGCAGGUCUGUGCACCAUGGCUAUGACUAGUGUGAGAGUACUGGCUGGUGUUUUAAGAAAGCCGGAUGCCUGGGUUGGACUCUGGGGCGUGCUCCAAGGGACACCUUCAUUUAAACUCUGUGCUUCCUGGAAUCAAUACUUGUAUUUUUCUAGUACCAGGUUAAACACAUCAAAUCAUAAGCCACUUUUCCAUAGUGUUUUCUCGCUGAGAAUCCCAGGACUUUCAGUGUCUCCAGAAUAUAUUUUUCCAUUUUCCAUAAGACUCAAAAGUAACCUAAGCUCUAAAAAGUCCACUAAAAAGACUAUGGAAAAAGUGCAAGACGUGGACUCUGAUGAAGAGAGUGAUCAUAAUGAGAUGAGUGAGCCAGCAGAAGAGCUUCAGGAUGACCCCAGUGUGGUCAGGGACUACAAAGACCUGGAGAAAGUCGUGCAGUCUUUCCGGUAUGACGUAAUCCUGAAGACAGGCCUCGAUAUUGGCAGAAACAAAGUGGAAGAUGCAUUCUACAAAGGUGAACUCAGACUGAAUGGGGAAAAAUUAUGGAAGAAGAGCAGAACGGUGAAAGUGGGAGACACAUUGGAUCUCCUCGUUGGGGAGCAUAAAGAAGCUGCAACAGAGACAGUGAUGCGGAUUCUCCUGAAAAAAGUAUUUGAAGAAAAGACGGAGAGUGAGAAGUACAGAGUGGUGCUGCGACGGUGGAAGAGGCUAACGCUGCCAAAGAAGAGUCCGUCUAAAUAAAUGGCUGCCCUGGGAGUGAGGCGGUGGGGGAGGGGCCGCCGAGAAAGGACAUUUUGGUUAAAAUAAAGUUCU